AUGGGUAGAGCUGAAGUAGCAGUUAAGGAACUUGCUGAAGAAAACAUUAAACUAGAAGACGAUCUCAAGGAGGCUACACGCGAAUUUCGUCAGCAAUUUUUCGACAUGGAAGCUGAAUUGCACGGAGUUAGAUUAAAAAAUAAGGGAUUGAUUAAAAGAAACCACAAACUAGGAAGGGAUCUGCACAAGGAUAAAGAACAACAUUGUAAGCAAGUUCGUGACAUGGAAGUUGAACUACUUACAUUUGGCUCCGAGAAUAAGAAUUUGGCUGAAAGAAACUACAAAUUAAAAGAGAAGUUCAACAAGACUACAGGGCAAUUACUUGAAGCACGAUUUGAAACGGAGAAUUUGGCUAGAAGAAACAAAAAGAUGAGGAGUUCAAAGAGCAAUAUUGCAAACAGGCAGUAUCAUCAGCAGUUUCUUAAUAUGGAAGCUGAGUUACUUGUAGGUAGAUCAGAAAACAAGAAAAUAGAAGACGAUCUCAAAAAGCAAUACUGUAAGCAGAUUCAUGACAUGGAAGCUGAAUUGCUUAGGGCUAGAUCUCAAAGUAAAGAAUUAGCUGAAAGAAGCAACAAACUAGAGGAGCUCCACAAAGCUCAAGAAAAAGAACAUUGUUCAACUGAAAGAAAUCAUGAACAAACAAGAAACAAGCUGCAGGAGUGGUGUACAACAUUAGCUGCAAUGAAAGAGGAAUGUGAUCAAGUAUGCAAGCAACAAGGGUAUGCAGUAGAAGCUCCACAACUUUCCAAAAAAAGGAAGUAUGUUCUUAAGGUUUAUGAGAUUAAUGAAUGUGUGAAUUGCCCAAUUUGCUUUGAGCCAUGGGCUCAAUCUGGAGAGCAUAACGUCUGUUCGCUUUCUUGUGGCCAUUUUUUUGGCGGAUCAUGCAUAACACAAUGGAUUAAAAAGAGUGGAUCUCGGAGUUCCUCUAAGUGCCCCCUUCGUUCAAAAAAAGCCACACUAAAAGAAAUAAGAAAUCACUGUGUAUCAGAAACCUAUGCUGGGGAUGAGGAGAUUUAA
Cryptomeria japonica (Japanese cedar) is the source of this 1017-nucleotide messenger RNA. Its product is annotated as protein SGM1-like. Gene Ontology annotation, molecular function: ubiquitin protein ligase activity. NCBI's taxonomy places the organism in Eukaryota, Viridiplantae, Streptophyta, Pinopsida, Cupressales, Cupressaceae. Gene Ontology annotation, cellular component: nucleus. Gene Ontology annotation, biological process: interstrand cross-link repair; protein ubiquitination. The record is from RefSeq and is a predicted model, not a curated record. Bases 1 to 1017 code for a protein of 338 amino acids. The transcript has 4 exons.